GCACUCUAUCCGAUUUUUCGAUAUCACUUCUUGAAUGGAAGAAAAGGUCAGAUCGGUUACCCGAUGAAAGUAACAGUUCCUUUCGAGUCUUCUACCAAUGCUGGGUUCUGUGUGUACGUGAUAAUGUGCGCCUGUAUUGCGUACUAUUGCAUUCUCCUGUCAACUUUUUCGACUAUAUUCCUGGGUAUGUUCUGCACGUUGGAGGCAGCCUUCAAACUAAAUGGCAUAUUCUACGCGCGAUUUGAUUUCAAUAGGCCAAGGCGCGCAGGUCAACGUAAAAGUAAAGUCAACUCAGAGCACUUGGAAGACAUCAAUCGACGAUGGAAUGUGGCAAGAUUGGUUCUGAACAUCAACGAACAUCAAAAACUUUACAGUGUGAAUCAACUGCAGACAUUCUUUAUUCUGAGCACAUGAAACUUGUUAGAAAUGGGUCCGGUGUCGAUUCGAAGGUGUUCAUGUUCAUUUUGAUGCGAUCUCAAAAGCCGGUGAUUUUUGAAGCGGGGCGAAUCCGUAAACUGACUCUGGAAAAUUAUGUUUCGGUAAAUUUAAUAUUGAUUUAUUUCAGAGUAUUUCACCUAUCGAAACACGAUUGAAUCCAUGC
Messenger RNA from Bemisia tabaci, 601 nucleotides. RefSeq lists its product as uncharacterized. The record is from RefSeq and is a predicted model, not a curated record. Lineage: Eukaryota; Metazoa; Arthropoda; Insecta; Hemiptera; Aleyrodidae.